AUGUCGACAACAAGUAACACACGUCUCCCUGUGGGAAACAAAGACUUUACCAAUGCUACUGUUGUCAUUAUUGGCGCUGGCAUAUCAGGAAUGUGCAUGGCGAUUGAUUUGAUCAAACGGAAUAAAACUCACAAUUUCGUUAUCCUCGAGAGAAGUAGCAGCGUAGGUGGAACUUGGAAUGACAACAAGUAUCCCGGCUGCUGUUGUGAUGUCUGGAGCUCGCUCUAUAGCUAUUCCUUUGAACAGAAUCCCAAUUGGUCGAGAGAAUAUCCUGGACAAGAAGAAAUACAUGCAUAUCUCGUUGGCGUUGCAGAGAAAUAUGGACUCUACAAGCACAUUCGAUUCAACUCCACGGUGGCGGAGGCCCGAUGGAAUGACGUCGAGUCUAAGUGGAAGACAAGCGUCGUGGUAUCAGGGCAGAAAGACAGCGAGUUCGCAAACUCCUACGUUUUGAAUUCCGAUUUUCUUGUCUCUGCUGUCGGGCAACUCAAUCUACCCCGAACACCCGAAAUCCCAGGUAUAGAGGAUUUUCAAGGGAAGAUGAUGCACUCUGCUCGAUGGGAUUGGAGUUACGAUAUGACAGGAAAGCGAAUCGCAAUCAUUGGCAACGGAGCAACCGCCGCUCAGAUUGCCCCUGAAGUUGCUCGAGUUGCUUCUCACCUUACUAUCUACCAGCGGACUCCAAACUGGAUCACUCCUCGCCUAGAUCAACCAGUAUCUGCCCUUCAAAGGGCCCUAUUCAAAUGGGUUCCACCGCUUCACUGGCGCAAGCGUGCGCUUCAAAUGGAAUUCCGUGAAGCCUUUUAUGCAGCUGUUGCAGAUAAAGAUUCGGCGCUUUCCCAUUUCAUUCGGACCUCAUGUACCGAUGCGAUGAGAUCCCAACUGCCUGAUCGGCCAGAGCUAUGGGAUACACUGACACCCACUUAUGCGCCGGGAUGCAAGAGAAUCAUCAUUACAGAUGAUUACUACCCCACUCUUGCCCGUGAAAACGUCCAGUUGGAGACACGCGGCAUCACAGGUAUCACGGAAUCUGGUAUCGAAGUCGACGAAGAAGAUGAACAAGAAUACGACCUUAUCGUUCUUGCUACUGGCUUUAGAACUGUGGAGUUUAUGCAUCCCAUCCGAAUUUACGGCUCAAAUGGUCGGUCCUUGGAGGAUAUCUGGAAAAAUGGAGCAAUGGCGUUUAACGGUGUUACCGUUGAGGACUUGCCCAACUUUGGCAUGUUCUAUGGUCCCAACACCAAUCUCGGACACAACUCCAUCAUCCUUAUGAUCGAAGCACAGUCGCGAUAUCUGAACACCCUAGUUGGGGAAGUGAUGCGAGCCCGGCAACAAGGAAAGACGCUGGCUCUUAAGCCAGAACUGGGUGCGUUGAAAAGCUACAACGAUAGGAUCCAGGAAAUUCUACGGAAUACGAGCUUCGCGGACCCAAAUUGCAACAGUUGGUAUAAGAGAGAUGACGGGGUUAUCACGAAUAAUUGGUGUGGAACUGUGGUUGACUAUCAACGUGAACUCUCAAAUGUGCAGUGGCAGGACUAUAUUGCCGAGGGAACUGAUACGCGCUUCCGUCACCAUGUGAUCGCACUGGUCAGUUUAUUGGGCACAGGGUUCUCCUUCGCCUCCAAGUUCAAUCCAAUUACCCGACUUACCAAGGGUGAAACCAUCUAUGCCGGUGCCGUUUGCACCAUCGAGUGGAAUGUGUCAACCCACGGCCACUCGGGCCCGAUCAAUAUUGAACUGAAAGGCAUCGAAAGCCCCCAUAUCACAGGAUAUGUGGCAACGAUCAGCACCGACACUAAGAGCAGCGACGGCAAAUCCCAGUGGAAUGCUAGCAGCACUCUUCCGAGCAGUGACGGUUACUACAUUAGGAUUAGCUCUGUCAACGAUAUUGCCAUCUACAAUUAA
Molecule: messenger RNA, 1905 nt
Organism: Penicillium concentricum
Lineage: Eukaryota; Fungi; Ascomycota; Eurotiomycetes; Eurotiales; Aspergillaceae
Exons: 8
Coding region: 1-1905 (634 amino acids)
Molecular function (GO): N,N-dimethylaniline monooxygenase activity; flavin adenine dinucleotide binding; NADP binding
Source: RefSeq, a predicted model, not a curated record